AUGGGUGAUAAAAAUAAAGAUGGUGACGGCCCGGCCGACGACAAGGACAAAAGAGUCAAAAUUAAUGUGGAAAAUGAAGAUGAAGCGGUGGAAGGAGAGGCAGGCCGGAGGAAGAUGAAGAGGUUCCAGAUGCCCAACGUGCCGCGCUGGUGGCAGGCCAAGAUUAUACAAUAUGCUUUCGCCCACCCUCAUGUGCGGGCCCGCCUCGAGAAGCACAUGGGUUCCAACCUGGUCAGCCUCACAGACAAGUCCUACAUGACGGACCUGGAGGAGAGGAUCCGGGAGGUCAACGAGGAGAACCUCAACAAGAGGAUCUCGGCAAGGGUGAUGGAUGAAAUGGAACGUCUCAAGCGUCUGAUCCUGGUCGGUAAGACGCCGCUGAAGGAAUGUCCCCCAGAGCUGUUCCACCACCCGGUCUUCGUGUUCUGGAGAAUGGUGAACCGGGAGGUGGCCAGGGCGUCCAAGAAGCGAGCAGACGCUUACUAUAGAAAACUGAAAGCGUCACAGAAGGCUGAUCAGUCAUUAGAAGAAGAAACAGAAAACGUCCCUGAUGAGGAAGAAGGCGAGCAGUUGUCUUCGGAACAGCUGCUAGCGAAAUGUCGUGAGGAACUGGAAGAGCAGAAACAGGCCGACGUGGAGAAAGGAGUUCGCUUCACAGACGAACAGUUCAAUCUACUCAAAUAUGAGACCAACGAUGUUAAAACACUGAAAUCACUAACGACAGUUGAAGAGCUGUACGCGUUGGCGGACAAGAUCAUUGGCACGAAACGUUUAUAAAAAGUUGUGUAAUUCUUUUUUAAGCGUAAAUGAUUAACUGGUAUUUGCUUUGUCAUCCCGGUAGAACUUAUUGCAUUACGAUACUUGGUACUUCUAUAUUUAUGUCACUGCCUUCACGUUUGUGAAAGAAAUCCAAAAAUUCUCAAAGUAAUUUAUGUAGUUAGUAGUAUAAUUCUAAUUGUUAUCAUCGGUAUCCAAAAUUCAACAUUAAAUAAACUAAAUAUUGUAUUUUAGUUAUGACUUAUAAUCGUGCCAUGCCACUUGGGCUGGCAACACUCGGUGUCUGAGAGAAAUGUAGAAAUGUCAUGUUAUCUUGCGAGUAAGUUUGGUAAGGUUUAGUGUUUCGGUUACCAUUAUUUUAUCGCUAUUAAUAAAUCAAUGAAAAAUAUUGUAAAGUUCAUAAAACUAG
Molecule: messenger RNA, 1186 nt
Organism: Amyelois transitella
Lineage: Eukaryota; Metazoa; Arthropoda; Insecta; Lepidoptera; Pyralidae
Exons: 6
Coding region: 1-777 (258 amino acids)
Source: RefSeq, a predicted model, not a curated record